This is a messenger RNA of Papaver somniferum (opium poppy), 566 nucleotides long. RefSeq names its product thioredoxin-like 3-3. Lineage: Eukaryota; Viridiplantae; Streptophyta; Magnoliopsida; Ranunculales; Papaveraceae. The transcript has 3 exons. Bases 23 to 427 code for a protein of 134 amino acids. The record is from RefSeq and is a predicted model, not a curated record.
GCUGUCUUCAAAGAGAGAAUUAAUGGAGGGAGGAAAUGACUUGAGCUUGGGAGAGAAAUCAAAGGGAUUGGAAGGAACAGGUUUGAUUUUACCUUUGAACAGUCAUGGGAACUUAAAGAGUGCUUCAAGCGAUCAAAACCUAACAGAGAUUAUGCAAAACAUAAGAUCUUCCAAGGCUCCUGCAGUUAUCAACUACGGUGCAUCUUGGUGUCGUGUGUGUAGUCAGAUUCUUCCAUCAUUUUGUAAAUUAAGCAACAAUUUCCCGAAGCUUUCAUUUGUAUAUGCUGACAUUGAUGAAUGCCCUGAUACUACUCAACAUAUACGUUACACACCGACGUUCCAUUUCUUCCGGGAUGGAGAAAGGGUUGACGAGAUGUUUGGUGCUGGGGAGGAGAGAUUGCAAGACAGACUCUGGUUGCAUUCGUAAAUGUUUCGUGUUUUUAAAUUAAAUGUUGCUUAUGAUUCUCUUCUAUAAGUAAUAUAAAAAACGGGAUCCAAUGAAUUUUAUGAUCCAAUAUUAUACGAGUACUUAAUAUUGUGAAUCGGUACAAUGCCUAAAUGCAAAA